This is a messenger RNA of Cuscuta campestris, 482 nucleotides long. Lineage: Eukaryota; Viridiplantae; Streptophyta; Magnoliopsida; Solanales; Convolvulaceae. The record is from the annotation of a GenBank genome assembly.
CCACAUUGACAAGUGCCAAAGCCCCUCAUAAACCCUCUAUUCUAUGGUUCCUUUCCUCUAAUCCAUCAAUGGCUACACUGAGAUACCUCAUCUCCAGAGCCGCUUCAAAGAACCUCCCUCCCUCCCUGCAUUUCCAAACCCGGUUCUUAACAACUCUAAGCCAAUUCACCUCCCCGCAUCAUCGGAAUCCCAGGAGCUCUUCAUCCGCCAGGAGUUACAGUCAGGACUCUGAUCAGUCUAUUGCCGCCUCUUUAAAUGUCGAUCACCGCAUCCCAGCUACUAUUAUUACUGGAUUUUUAGGCUCCGGAAAGGUAUUGUUGUGGCGGUUCAGUUUAUUUCUAGAGGGGUGAUUGCAUUUUUUCACAAAAAAAGCUGUAUCCUUUUUUGGCAUCUUGAGACAAGCAAUUCAGCAGUUUUAUGCACCUUGGUCUAAAUUUUAAGUUCAAAUUUGUUUCAAUAUCUAAUAUAUUAUAUGUGAGAUU